AUGCCUGUUGGAAAACGUACAACAAAGGUCGUGUCCUAUAACGAACAAGAUGACGAUGAUGAUGACUUUAUUACCGUUAUUGAUAACAGUAAAAAAAAUCGUAAAAUUAAAUCGAAUCAUACUUCGACAGAAUCGAAAUCUAUUAGUAAACAACAACCACAAAAACAUGAUGAAAAAUUAUGUAAAUCUGAACAAGAAGAAGUUAACAUGAUACCUCAACAACCAAAAAAGUCACCUGAAAAAGUACCAAUCGAAAAUCCAAUCAUUAUAGAUGAUAAAGAAAACACAAAUAGUCAAUCAACAAUAUUCAGUAAUGUAGAUGAUGUCUAUGAAAAUGAAUCUAAGAAUGAGCAUGAAGAGGAAUUUGAUGAAGAAGAUGAAACGCCUAGUAAAAUAUCAAUAUGCAAAACAGAAGAAACAAUCAAGAAGACUGAAGUGCCAACAAUAUCUUCAAUGGUUCUUAAUAAAUCAGCAAUUGAGCAUCGAAAUCUUUCAAUUGAAACAUCAGAUCCUUCAAAGAAACGAUCGUCGGUUCCAUUAGGUUUUCCAACUAGUAAGAUAAAUAUUCCAUCACAGCAUGUGUUUCGUGUUGGUUUAUCACGUAAAUCAUCAACCAUUAAACCUCUUCAUCCUAAUUUCACUUCACGUAUUGUUCAUGAAUAA
Rotaria sp. Silwood1 is the source of this 663-nucleotide messenger RNA. NCBI's taxonomy places the organism in Eukaryota, Metazoa, Rotifera, Eurotatoria, Philodinida, Philodinidae. The record is from the annotation of a GenBank genome assembly.